Messenger RNA from Brienomyrus brachyistius, 648 nucleotides. It is a transcript of the gene snrpg, whose product is annotated as small nuclear ribonucleoprotein polypeptide G. The transcript has 4 exons. Gene Ontology annotation, cellular component: U2 snRNP; precatalytic spliceosome; catalytic step 2 spliceosome. Gene Ontology annotation, biological process: spliceosomal snRNP assembly; mRNA splicing, via spliceosome. Gene Ontology annotation, molecular function: RNA binding. The record is from RefSeq and is a predicted model, not a curated record. Bases 102 to 332 code for a protein of 76 amino acids. NCBI's taxonomy places the organism in Eukaryota, Metazoa, Chordata, Actinopteri, Osteoglossiformes, Mormyridae.
CUUCACUUCCGGCCGGCGUCGUUUGAUCGUUCUGUGUGUCUCGGCGCGUGGUUUGGAAACCUUUGGUUUACUAGCUGCGUUUUAUUCUGAAAGACGCGAACAUGAGCAAAGCACACCCUCCCGAGCUGAAGAAGUUCAUGGACAAGAAGCUUUCCUUGAAGCUGAACGGCGGACGCCAUGUCCAGGGGAUCCUGCGUGGGUUUGACCCCUUCAUGAACCUGGUGAUGGACGACUGCCUGGAGAUGGCCCCUGGGGGGCAGCAGAGCACCAUUGGCAUGGUGGUGAUACGUGGUAACAGUAUCAUUAUGCUGGAGGCUCUGGAGCGAGUAUGAAGACUGAUGAAGCAGAAUUAAUAAUCACCCUUCACCUCUGUAUCAAAUCCCUGUAGCGCAUGCUGUCACUGCAGAUGUAGCCAGUGACGUUUUGUGCUGCACAUGAAAAUUUUUGUUUGAAAGCCUUUUUUAUAACUGGUCCUCCUGGUGACCUUUUUCGGAAAUGGAGAUUCCUGUUCAAGGAACGCUGAUGUGACUGUAUAGUGGCAGUGCAUUGAUUUCAGUGCUUUUCGGAGUGUCGUAUGAGUGUUGGGAGCAGGAAUUGUGUGUAAAUGUCUGAAGUUGUGGAACUACAAAAAUAAACUUUUGUACUGAA